This is a messenger RNA of Brachypodium distachyon (stiff brome), 2248 nucleotides long. RefSeq names its product glycerol-3-phosphate 2-O-acyltransferase 6. Gene Ontology annotation, biological process: cutin biosynthetic process. Gene Ontology annotation, molecular function: glycerol-3-phosphate 2-O-acyltransferase activity; phosphatase activity. The coding region runs from base 501 to 2042 and encodes 513 amino acids. The transcript has 2 exons. Gene Ontology annotation, cellular component: membrane. NCBI's taxonomy places the organism in Eukaryota, Viridiplantae, Streptophyta, Magnoliopsida, Poales, Poaceae. The record is from RefSeq and is a predicted model, not a curated record.
UGCCGCCCUUAUUAAUUAACCCAUUCAUUCAUACUGUACUGUACGCGCCAUAAUUGGGCCUACGAAUACGAUACGAGAGGGAGAGAACAUUUACCGGUUUACCCCCCAAACACCUUUGUCGUGCUUCCAGAAUCGCCAGGUUCCUGUCAAGGCCGUUUCUUUCCCCACUCGAUUCCGGAUUCCGCAAUGCCGAUGCUGCUGCUCCGAUUCUGAGUGCAGUUAGCAGCACCCAUCCAUGGCCGCCCGGUUGCCGGUAUAAACCCAGGAGGAGACGAGAACCGAGAGCUUCGAGAUCUCCUCUGCUUCCGCUCACCGAAAAGGAACCGGGCUAGCUUUGGAGCUCCACCCGUCGCCAUCCAUGGCCGCCGCCGCGCUGAGCCGCUGAACCACCCGCAGCAACCAACCAAACCAGGUCAAAUCAACUCACCCACGGCCGCGCGCAUAUUAAUCUCCCCAGCCCCCAAUCCCCGCUCCGCUCCACAAACAUCACCCACCCAUCCAUGGCGCCCGCGGCGAGGAGCCCUCCUCGGUUCCCGCCGGUGACGACCUACGACGCCUCGCUGCGACAGCGGCGGACGGCGGCGGCGGACCUCGACGGGACGCUGCUCGCCUCCUCCUCCGCCUUCCCCUACUACUUCCUCGUCGCCCUGGAAGCCGGCUCCCCACUCCGCGCCUUCCUCCUCCUCCUAACCUCCCCGCUCCUCCUCUUCCUCUACACCCUAAUCUCGGAACCCGCCGCCAUCUCCCUCCUCGUCUUCCUCACCUUCGCGGGUCUCGACGUCCGGGACGUCGAGUCCGUCGCCCGCGCCGUCCUGCCCCGCCACUACGCCGCGGGGGUCCGCGCCGACACCUGGGAGGUCUUCCGCGGAUGCGGCGGGGAGCGGAGGGUCGUCGUCACGGCGUCGCCGGCGGUCAUGGUCGGCCACUUCGUGCGCGAGUUCCUCGGCGCCGAGGUCGCCGGGACGGAGCUGAGGACAUGUGGGUGGUUUGGUGGCGGGAGGCGGUUCACGGGGUUGAUUGAGGAGGUGCUUGUCGGGGAGAGGAAAAGGGAGACGGUGGAGAAGCUCUUCGCCGGCGGCGACUUGCCGGAUGUCGGGCUCGGGGAUCGCGAGAGCGACCAUGACUUCAUGGCAAUCUGCAAGGAAGCUUACAUGGUGCCCACCGACAAACGAGCGCCACGCGCCGCCCCCGACGCGCUCCUGUCCCGUGCCAUCUUCCACGACGGCCGCCUCGUCCGCCGCCCGGAUGCGCCACAAGCCUUCUUCGCGCUCGCCUACCUGCCCGUCGGCUUUGGGCUCGCGCUCCUCCGUGUCUUCCUCAACCUCUUCGUGCCGGCGCACCUUGUUCGCUACACGUACCGCCUCACGGGCAUCCGCCUCGCCAUCCGGGGCACGCCACCGCCGACACCCCGCCAUGGCACCCCAGGCUCCCUCCUCGUCUGCAACCACCGCACGGCGCUGGACCCGAUCAUCGUCUCCGUCGCCCUCGGCCGGCCGGUCACCUGCGUCACCUACAGCGUGAGCCGGGUGUCGACGUGGCUGUCGCCGAUCCCGGCGGUGGCGCUGAGCCGGACCGACCGGGCGGCGGACGCGGCGCGUAUCGCGGCCUUGCUAGAUUCCGGGCGUGACGUGGUGCUGUGCCCGGAGGGGACGACGUGCCGGGAACCCUUCCUGCUGCGGUUCUCGGCGCUGUUCGCGGAGCUCACGGACCGGAUCGUGCCGGUGGCGGUGGAGGCGGCGCAGGGGACGUACUACGGGUCGACGGCGAGCGGGUGGAAGAUGCUCGACCCGUGGUUCUUCUACAUGAACCCGCAGCCCGGGUACACGGUGACGUUCUUGCCGGCGCUGCGUCCCGAGGAGACGUGCGGCGGCGGGAGGAGCGCCGUCGAUGUGGCGAACCACGUGCAGGCGGUCAUCGCCAAGGAGCUCGGGUACGAGUGCACGUCGCUCAGCAGGAAGGACAAGUACAUGAAGCUCGCCGGCAACGAUGGCACCGUCGCCGCCGGCGCCGAGUCUAAGGAGAACGGCAAGAAGUUUGCGUGAACCGUGUUUUGCCAUAUGAAAUUCUGACAACACGAUGAGGAUUCGGUUUCGUCUUGUAUGAAAAUUCUGGAGGCUUCGAUUGUAACAAGGUCUUUUUCUUUAUUUAUUUGUGGAACUAGCUAGGAAUUUGAUAACUAGCAAUCCAGGACAUAUGUAUAUGAAUUCGCAACACGAUGAAUAUAAAUUACUGCUUGACUAAAGCUAUA